UGUUACUACACCGCUUUCACUGACAUUUGUCUGCGCUGCAUUUCUAUUUUGGUGUGUCGCACUUGUAUUACUCGUAGAUUGGUUUAGAGAUAUAGACACCGUCUGUUACUUUCAUACUCUGCUUUACUAUGCCUGGGUUUUCCGAUAGAGAUCGUGGCAGAGACAGGGGGUAAGUAGGUAACGUUAAUGUAUGUUUAGCGAACUCGUUAGCUAGGUAGAGACGUUGCGAAGGUCAGUUUUAACGGUACUGUAGCUAUCUAGGUAACGUUGUUUUGCUUAUCCCUGCCAUUGGCCUUGGCUAGAUGCGCAAUGUUAAUACGACUUAUUUGAACCCUAAUAAAUUAUGUUAAAGUGCAUUUGCCUGAUAUAAUUGAUGUAACAAGCAGGUCGGACAAAUGUUUAACUAGCAGUUAACAUUAGUUAGCUAGGUAACGCGUUAACAAUGGGAGAUUCUCAGAGACCUAUGCUAUAUAUAAUAACCAUAUGCACCACGCUUGAGCAUAAAAUAUAGCAUGUGGUGUUGGUUAGGUAAAAACCACGGAAUGUUUGGUCAUUUUGCAUGUGGCAAAAAUAGUUUAGAAUCAAAAUGCCGGCCGGUUCCCUUCUUUGUUCAUCUUCUACCGGCCGGAAUUAAAAUGGCAGCUUAACUGGUUUAAACGUGACGCAGAAACUAAUGUCGCUAACGUUAGACCUAUCACAUCUUUGCAUGUGUAAGCAAACGGGUCACUGCUGUCCAGCCCUUGAGCAUGGCUCUCAGUUCCAUUACACAUAAGGAAUUGGAUGAAGGCGUCGUUCUAUAGGGGGAGUGUUGUUAAGAUAAGAGCCACGACGCUCGGUCUUAACAUUAACACGCAUCGCUUGCGGUACGGGUUUGGAAGCACACCUUUGAUACAAACCUUUAUUGGGUUAGGGUUUCCACACGGCCAUAUUGCCAUGUUACAGCGCUUGUUUACGGAAGAGAGUGGACUACCUGCACUAAUUAGCUAUCUGUGUCUCUGAACACCUGUGUGUAAACGGAAGACAGACGCCACAAACGUGUUGUCAAUUAAAAAUACUGUCGGCUGCAACUGUUAGCGAUCUACAAUUAGUGUAUUUUGCAUUUGUGAAAUAAUUUUGAUGUGAUUUAGAGGGAUUUGUUUCUAUAACCAAUUCACGUUUAGAUGGAGUGUUUGGCUUCCAGAGCCAAUUCGCCCAUUAAUAAACAGACCAUGUAAGGUCUUUGGACUAAGGGGUAACGUUAGGCUCCUUUAGUCCAAUAUUUGGCUAACUUCUGUCAUGCUAGCUGUUGUAGUACUCAUCAAGCCAUGCAAACUCGUGGGGGAAUGUGGGGUAUCAGUUCCUCAAAUGUAGCUGGCAUAACUAUCGGACUUCAACACAGCAUUCACUGUAUGCUCAGUCAUCUAAUAUUAGGUUGUUCCCCCUACUAUUUGAGGUAUGGAGGUGCACCUCGUUUUGGAGGCGGUGGUGGCAAUAGGGGCGGACCCCCUCAGGGGAAAUUUGGCAACCCAGGCGAAAGGCUGCGCAAAAAACACUGGAACAUGGAUGAGCUCCCAAAGUUUGAGAAGAACUUCUAUCAGGAGCACCCGGAUGUGAUCCGCAGACCACCUGUAAGUGACCCGGGCAGUUCUUUCCAUCUGAUUUCAGUGGUCUUCACCUUUUUGAUUAAAAUGGUCUUUGCCAAUGAACAACCUUUUAUGUGUCUAAUUGCAGCAAGAGGUAGAGAACUACCUGAGAAGUAAAGAAGUAACAGUGAAAGGCAGAGACUGCCCCAAGCCCAUGAUGAAGUUUCACGAGGCCAAUUUUCCAAGUGAGUAAAGCCUCUUCUAACUUUGCUUAAGAACAAGCUGAUUGUAUAAGAUGAUGACAUUGAAUCUCAUAUGUAAUCGAACUUUGUCUUUUUCAGAUUAUGUGAUGGAUGUCAUUGCCAAACAAGGAUGGGAUGAGCCAACUCCUAUCCAGGCUCAGGGCUGGCCUCUGGCCCUCAGUGGGAAAGACAUGGUGGGCAUCGCCCAGACAGGCUCUGGCAAAACCCUCGCUGUAAGUACAUUGAUUUAAAAUGACUAUUGGUAGCAUCUUUCUGGUAAUUCUUUGUGCAGGUGAACCGGUUGAGCUCAGUUUUUUUCUUCCCCGCACAGUAUCUGCUGCCUGCAAUCGUGCACAUUCAACACCAGCCAUUCUUGGAGCAUGGAGACGGACCUAUAGUAAGUACACCAUAAGCCUCUAGACUAGAGAACAUCCUUAGUAGUUUUUACAGGGUAAGUUCAGUUGAAUAACACUUGUCUCUAUCUUUGUCUUUCAGUGUUUGGUGCUGGCCCCGACCCGUGAGCUGGCCCAGCAGGUGCAGCAGGUUGCUGCCGAGUAUGGCAGGGCCUCCCGCCUGAAGUCCGUCUGUGUCUAUGGUGGAGCCCCCAAAGGACCCCAGAUCCGGGACCUCGAGAGAGGUAUCUAUCCACCACUUUGUUUUUUGCUAUUAUUUGUUUGCUCAGUAUGUUUGUUCUGUAUUAAAUAAUUUUGGUGAUAAGAGGCAGACAGCUGAGUGAGUGUUGUCUGUCCCCCCCCAGGUGUUGAGAUCUGUAUCGCCACCCCGGGGCGUCUCAUUGACUUCCUGGAGGCUGGGAAGACCAACCUUCGCAGGUGUACCUACCUUGUGCUGGAUGAGGCUGACCGUAUGCUGGACAUGGGCUUCGAGCCCCAAAUCCGCAAAAUCGUGGACCAAAUUAGAGUAUGUGGCUUUGACUCAACUCUAUUCCUUUGGCUAGAAUGCUUCAGUAUAAAGGCUCAUUCCCGCAGUGAUUUGUAGACUUGCUCAAUACUUGCUGAUUUCAAUUGGCAGAAUUCCCAUUGGACUUUGAUUGACAAAUCAUUGCAGAGUCUGCAUUUUCCUGUAUGAUCAGCCAUUAGACUGCUUGAAGGAUUUGAAGAAAUACUAAGUCAACUAUUUUCUCUGUUCUCCUCUCAGCCGGAUCGUCAGACCCUCAUGUGGAGUGCCACCUGGCCCAAGGAGGUGCGUCAGCUGGCUGAGGACUUCCUGAAGCAGUACGUCCAGAUCAACGUGGGCGCUCUGCAGCUUAGCGCCAACCAUAACAUCCUGCAGAUAGUGGACGUGUGCAACGACGGAGAGAAGGAUGACAAGUGAGUGACUCAUUUCUCCUCAGCAAAAGCCAAACGUCACAUUUACACCGCUUCAUAAUUGAAGGAAUUCAAGCAGAAGGACUCUUCAAUUGGUCAUUCAUUUGUCUCAUCCAGGAUAAAGUGUGCGUCACGUCAUCAAUUUUAACCCGAUCUCGUCUUUCCCCCUAAGACUGCUCCGGACUGCUAGAGGAGAUCAUGAGCGAGAAGGAGAACAAGACCAUCAUCUUUACCGAGACCAAGAGACGCUGUGAUGAGCUCACCAGGAGGAUGAGACGAGAUGGGUAAGGGUCAUCACACUAGUUCAUUUAACUGGGAAAUGAUUAUCCUUGUAAUGAGUCAUGCCUCUAAUGUCCAUGUUUGUCUGUUACAGCUGGCCAGCAAUGGGUAUCCACGGAGACAAGAGCCAGCAGGAGAGGGACUGGGUUCUCAAUGGUAUGCCUGAAAUAUUUUCUAUCUUUUUUUGAGUUUGUCAUGACAAUGUUAUGGACGUAUAACUGAAGUCAAUGAUCUUUCCACAGAAUUCAAAUAUGGCAAGGCCCCCAUCCUCAUCGCCACCGACGUGGCCUCCCGUGGUCUAGGUCAGUGUGGCUUUGGUUAAACCCUCUGGUUGUUUUCCUCAAUAUUUUCACUUUUUUAAAAGAAAGUGGUUUUGGCUUUCUUUAACUUCUCUAUGCAUUUUCUGAGUUUUUCUCACCUAAAGGUGCAGUCUUUGUGGCAGGGCCUAGGCAUGACAAGUCCCAGGCCUCGAGGGGGAAGGAGGACAUAUUGGAAGUGAAGUUUCCCCACUGGCUGCCACCCAGUGGGCCUAGAAAGGUGAAAGCUCUGUGUGCCAGUAAUCCUCAAGUCAAAAGGCAGUGUGGCUAAGCCUAGUUUCUGAUAUCUUUUUCUGUUUUUUUAUACAUGACAUUAUUUGUUCUGUCCAUGGAUUUUUACCUGACAAAUGCCUAUUCGUCGAGACGUUACCAACUCAAACGUUACACACAAACAAACGCUUGAUGUGACCAUUUGCCUUGCAUGCGUUUUGUAGAGGGCACUGUAUUGCAAGUCACUGUUUGAGAUUUGGAGCGGUUCUGUUAGUUGCGGAGCUUGUCCCAAAAAAAAGCAUGGGUGUUUAGCGAAUGUCACAGCUUUUCAUUGCUAUAUAUUUUUCUCCCUCACUCAAAGCACUGGUUUUCUUGAAAUGGAGAGAGCCGUUUUCAACUUACUGUUGUCGAAUCGAAAUUGAUGAGAAACUGGCACAUGUGUUUAAGGAGCUAUGGGAACAUCUAGAGAAAGUGAGAAAUAGAAGAGCUUCAAAAACCAAAGUUCCUCCCUCGCCUGCUUUUUAAAGUCAUGUCGAGACCUGCCAACGAGAGACAUUUUCUCAAGUGAACGAACACUGGCUUCUGGGAAGAUCUUGCCUAGACGAGACUGAUGGGGGCGGGGUGCUCUAUGCUCUCUGAGGGGCACCACAGGGGUCAAUACUAGGGCCUUUUUCGCUUUUUUGGGGUCCCCCCUCAAAUUAGUACUUGGUCUAUUCGGUCUUGGCAAGACGUGCAGUGAGGCCUUUAUUAGCAAGCUUCUUAUGAGUGUGUACUGGGAAAAAGGACCUUCAGAACCCAUACCAACUGAAAGGUCCUAUAUUGGCACACGAGGAGGCAACAGUGCACAUAGCGGCCCUACUGCGUAGAAGCUCCUGGAUGUCACUUGACAAUUUGUGGGGGAGUUCGCUGCAUUGGGAAAGGACUAGUGAAUGCAUACUCCUUAAUGGUAAGACUUCAAAUCCAGUUCUUUUCCUCCCCUGGUUAAAAACGGGAGGGGGAAUGCCUUAGGAUUUUUUGAUAUGGUAAGCAAACGGAGUGUGCAUCUCGUUUUUCUCUUCCCACAGUAGUAUUCCCAUGGAGUAGAACGUUUUCCUUGGAUUGUGUUAGUUAACCCCGUUCUUUGCAGCUCAGCUAAGUAUCCAGUCUGGAACCUUUUUAGCUCUCCAUUGUCUAUGCUAACUUUGUCCUUUGGUCUGGCUGUUGUGGUGUGCAAAAUCCUGUAUGGCUACCUUUUUGCCACACUGCAACACUUUACAGAUGUGGAGGAUGUGAAAUUUGUCAUAAAUUAUGACUAUCCUAACUCCUCUGAGGACUAUAUCCACCGCAUUGGACGCACGGCCCGCAGUCAAAAAACGGGCACCGCCUACACCUUCUUCACCCCCAACAACAUGAAACAGGCCAGCGACCUCAUAGCUGUGCUCCGCGAAGCCAACCAGGCUAUCAACCCCAAGCUCCUCCAGAUGGCAGAGGCCAGAGGAGGUAAUUCCUAUGGCGGGUGAGAUGUGAACAAGGCUGUGGUUACAUCUGCAGACAUUUAGAUUUUAUAUAGAUAAGAAAUCUAUUUGAAGAGGUUCUUAAAACGUUAAAUAUGAAGAUGACCCACCUUGUUCUCACCAUAUUUGGCAACUAUCAUUUUAGUUUAAAUGUCCUCACGCCACCCAUCACUGCUACCAGUCUCAUCACUGCCCUGUCUCUUGUUUUGUCUUGUUUUCCAGGUCGUGGAGGGGGGGGGAGAGGUGGCUAUAGGGAUGACCGACGAGAUAGGUAUUCUGGGGGGAGGAGUUACGGUGGUGGUGGUGGUGGUGGUGGUGGUAGUUACAGGGACAAGGAUAGCGACAGGGGGUACGGUGGGGGACCAAAGAGUGCCUUCGGCGCAAAAACCCAAAACGGAGGAGGCUACGGGGGUAGCACCUAUGACAAGGGCGCUAGCUCUGGCGGUAGCUAUGGCAACAGCUACGGCAGCAACGGACAGGCUAGCUUCGGCGCCGCCAACCAGGUGGGUGCGUUCGGCGGCCAGAACUUCCAGGCCCCUCCACAGUUCGGAGCCGCACAGGCGCCCGCCCCAAACGGCAUGGGUCGCCCGCCGUUCCCCUUUAACCCACAGGCACAGCAGCCCCAACAACCCCCACCCAUGGUACCCUACUCUAUGCCUCCACCUUUCCCACAGUAA
This is a messenger RNA of Coregonus sp. 'balchen', 6105 nucleotides long. NCBI's taxonomy places the organism in Eukaryota, Metazoa, Chordata, Actinopteri, Salmoniformes, Salmonidae. The record is from the annotation of a GenBank genome assembly.